CAUCAUCAUCUGGCGAUUUCUUCCUUCCAGACGAGCCUCGAAAACUACCGAAAAGACAUGAAGGAGAAGCUGCGAGACAAGGAUAAGGAGGUUGAGGAGAAGGAAAUCGACAUUGCUUCUUUGAAGGACGCUCUUGCGAAGAAGGAAGAUGAAAUAAGCGCAGUUAAGACGAGCCACGAAGAAGACCAAAAAGACCUGCAAGAGAAGCUGCGAGAAAAGGAUGAGAAGGUCAAAGAGACGCAGAAUGAAAAUGCUGCUUUGAAGGAUGCUGUUGCAAAGAAAGAUGGGGAUUUAGAAAGAUUGAAGACGAGCCUCGAAAACUACCAAAAAGAUUUGAAGGAGAAGCUGCGAGACAAGGAUAAGGAGGUUGAGGAGAAGGAAAUCGACAUUGCUUCUUUGAAGGACGCUCUUGCGAAGAAGGAAGAUGAAAUAAGCGCAGUUAAGACGAGCCACGAAGAAGACCAAAAAGACCUGCAAGAGAAGCUGCGAGAAAAGGAUGAGAAGGUCAAAGAGACGCAGAAUGAAAAUGCUGCUUUGAAGGAUGCUGUUGCAAAGAAAGAUGGGGAUUUAGAAAGAUUGAAGACGAGCCUCGAAAACUACCAAAAAGACUUGAAGGAGAAGCUGCGAGACAAGGAUAAGGAGGUUGAGGAGAAGGAAAUCGACAUUGCUUCUUUGAAGGACGCUCUUGCGAAGAAGGAAGAUGAAAUAAGCGCAUUUAAGACGAGCCACGAAGAAGACCAAAAAGACCUGCAAGAGAAGCUGCGAGAAAAGGAUGAGAAGGUCAAAGAGACCGCAGAAUGA
Penaeus vannamei (Pacific white shrimp) is the source of this 801-nucleotide messenger RNA. The record is from RefSeq and is a predicted model, not a curated record. Lineage: Eukaryota; Metazoa; Arthropoda; Malacostraca; Decapoda; Penaeidae.